GGAACUUCACGCGGUCCAUCCUGAUUCUAGACGGACUGUAAAUAUCGAUGUACAGGAACUUUGUACAGCGUGGAUUGCUGUUUCAAUUCCGAAAUCAUAGGUUCCAGCAUGGAAAACACAACUGAAGGGAAAUGGGAUAGUUUACCCGUUAAACUUCACGACAGUAUUAUGCAAACCCUCGAUGAGCUUGGAUUUACGCACAUGACACCAGUUCAGUCCGCCUGUAUUCCACUGUUUAUGAGAAACAAAGAUGUAGCUGCCGAGGCCGUGACUGGCAGUGGAAAAACACUUGCAUUCGUGAUUCCCAUCAUAGAAAUACUUCUAAAGCGAGAGGACAAACUAAAGAAAAUGCAGGUUGGAGCUCUAAUCGUCACACCGACCAGAGAACUGGCCCUGCAGAUCAGUGAGGUGAUGGGUCAGUUCCUCAAGAAGUUCCCUCAGUUCAGACAGAUUCUGUUGAUCGGAGGAAGCAACCCCAUUGAGGAUGUGGAGAAGUUCAAGGAGCAGGGAGCCAACAUAUUGAUUGCAACGCCUGGACGUUUGGAAGACAUGUUCAGGAGGAAAGCUGACGGUCUGGACUUGACCCUGUCAGUCAAGCACCUGGAAGUCCUGGUGCUGGAUGAGGCUGAUCGCCUGCUUGACAUGGGCUUCGAGGCCAGUCUGAAUGUCAUCCUGGGGUAUCUCCCUAAGCAGCGCCGUACAGGUCUGUUUUCAGCCACUCAGACUCAGGAGCUGGAGAAGCUGGUGAGAGCUGGCCUCAGGAACCCUGUACGCAUCACAGUCAAGGAGAAGGGUGUGGCGGCCAGCUGUAUGCAGAAAACACCAGCCAGGCUCUGCAACUACUACAUAAUCUGUCGAGCAGAGGACAAGUUUAACAGUCUGGUGGCAUUUCUCAGACAUCACAAACAUGAGAAACAGCUAGUGUUUUUCAGUACGUGUGCAUGUGUGGAGUACUUUGGCCGAGCUUUGGAGGUGUUGAUUAAGAACGUUUCCAUCCACUGUAUCCAUGGCAAAAUGAAACACAAGCGCAACAAGAUCUUCUCAGAGUUCAGGAGUCUGAAGAGUGGUGUCCUGGUGUGUACUGACGUAAUGGCCAGAGGCAUCGAUAUCCCAGAAGUCCACUGGGUAUUGCAGUACGACCCCCCUAGCUCUGCCAGUGCCUUUGUCCAUCGGUGUGGACGGACAGCACGCAUCGGUAAUCAAGGCAACGCCCUGGUAUUCUUGCUGCCAAUGGAGGAAAGCUACGUCACAUUCCUGUCCAUCAACCAGAAGUGUCCUUUGGAGCAGAUGGCCCCAGUGAGUGAUGUGGUGGACGUACUGCCCAAGGUGAAGGCCCUGGCACUGGCAGACCGGGCCAUGUUCGACAGGGGCAUGAGGGCCUUUGUCUCCACCAUACAGGCCUACGCCAAACAUGAGUGCAGCCUCAUCUUCAGGGUCAAAGAUCUGGACUUUGUUGCGCUGGCUCGUGGAUUUGCCCUCCUCCGCAUGCCCAGGAUGCCAGAGCUGAAGGGGAAAAACUUCCCUGAGUUUGAAGAGAUGGCCAUAGACACAGACAGCAUCCGCUACAAGGACAAGCAGAGGGAGAAGUUGAGGCAGAAGCUGCUGAUUGAGCUGAAGAUGAAGAGAGAGGAGAGGGCUGCGGCACCAAAGAGGCACAACGAUAAGAAUAAGGCCUGGUCCAAACAGAAGAAUAGAAAAGAGCGCAGGAGGAAAACCGCUGCCAAGAGGAACCGGGAUGAGGGCUCAGAUAUGGAUGAUGAGGACAUGAAGGAGCUGUUGAAAGACACUCGGCUCUUGAAGAGGCUGAAAAAAGGGCAGAUCAGCGAGGAGGACUUUGAGGAACAGCUGACAGGUGGACAGAAAAACCAGAGGAAGACAGCAGGACCCUCAGAGGACCCACACAGCUCAGCUGGAGAGGACGUCUGAAACAACCUUUGAGACACCUGUCAUGAGACAACACCAGUCGUUUUCAUCCUUGCCUUUGUUUCAGCAAGGCGGGUCUUACCACCUAGCUCUGUUGGUCUUAUGAACUUGGCUGCUGUGA
Esox lucius (northern pike) is the source of this 2044-nucleotide messenger RNA. It is a transcript of the gene ddx55, whose product is annotated as DEAD (Asp-Glu-Ala-Asp) box polypeptide 55. Bases 109 to 1926 code for a protein of 605 amino acids. Gene Ontology annotation, cellular component: nucleolus. The record is from RefSeq and is a predicted model, not a curated record. Lineage: Eukaryota; Metazoa; Chordata; Actinopteri; Esociformes; Esocidae. The transcript is spliced from 13 exons. Gene Ontology annotation, molecular function: RNA helicase activity; ATP binding; nucleic acid binding.